This is a messenger RNA of Cucurbitaria berberidis CBS 394.84, 1010 nucleotides long. RefSeq lists its product as uncharacterized. The record is from RefSeq and is a predicted model, not a curated record. The coding region runs from base 170 to 889 and encodes 239 amino acids. Lineage: Eukaryota; Fungi; Ascomycota; Dothideomycetes; Pleosporales; Cucurbitariaceae. The transcript has 3 exons.
CCCGCCGAUCUCUUUUACGAGCGCGGACGGCGCUCCCACUAUCAAUUCUACACUCAGUUUAAAUAACUUCUUUCCAUUGAAGUGCUUGGGAUAUCUCCUCGGGAACGGAUUCAAUCCUCAGACACCACCCCGACCUCUCCUCAUACCCGGCUUUUCUUGAAAUAAGGAGAUGUCUGGCAUACUCUGCACCUGGGCAAAUCUGCCAGCGGACGCCACGGAAUGGUACGAGAACGAAUGGGUCCCAGAGACGUGCUCUCAUGGCGCCCAACACGCCCUACAUUGCGAAUUGACACCAAACGGGAUGGAGACCGAACCCACGGGGACGCUAGAUUCACCAUGGGGUUCAUUCAUAGUCUACGAAAUUCCCAAGAUACACAAAGCUACUGAGGAUUUGAACAAGGAGAGAUAUCGCCCAUCAGACAAGUUGCUAGCCGGACCCCUGAAAGAUGCGCGUUUUGAUGUACGAACGUACCAUGAAAUCCAGAGAUGGCAAGCGGAGGAUUGGGAAGGCGAUAUUGCAGACAUCGCGAGCGUAGCAGCAAUGGAAUGGCGCGUUUCCCCCGAGGUGGAGGAGGAUGUGGUUCACUUCUAUAAAACCGUAGUCGGCCCUACGAUAUCUAGCUCACAAGAUGUUCUACGGUUUCGAUUUUUCAAAAUUGAUACUGCAACGGUCCUGCAGGGCAGCUCAUAUGUCACCAAGGAAAAGGGUGCAUUGUACACUUACUUUACCUUGGUCGAGCUAGAGUCGGAUGAGUGGCCUUGGGAUGCGGUAGUUGAUCUUGCUGAGAAUCAGAAAUGGAAUGCUUAUUUCGAGCAGCAGAACACCGUGAAAUGGCAGGUUAGCCAUUAUCUGGUGAAGAAGACGUCUACGGCAAAAGCGAAGGCUUAAGGCUCGAAUGCAGAUGGUGGGGUAGAGCUUGACAUUCAUACAGGGCUGUGCCAUGCAGUACAAGCACAACAAUGACAAAGCUCUUUAUUGAGAUCUAUCACUAUAUUGAUUGUGCGGUCUU